This is a messenger RNA of Cylas formicarius (sweet potato weevil), 6596 nucleotides long. RefSeq names its product 5'-3' exonuclease PLD3-like. NCBI's taxonomy places the organism in Eukaryota, Metazoa, Arthropoda, Insecta, Coleoptera, Brentidae. Gene Ontology annotation, molecular function: catalytic activity. The transcript is spliced from 9 exons. Bases 2552 to 4051 code for a protein of 499 amino acids. The record is from RefSeq and is a predicted model, not a curated record.
GAAUCUAAUUAAAUCCAAUGUAGUAUGUGAAAUCAAAUUAUAUUGACCGAAAGGAUUUUUGUAACAUAGUGCUCAAAAUCAUGCAUUUUUUUAUUUUUCUAAAUAACUGCACUUCUAUUUUAUGUUAUUGAUAUUUUCGCGAUUGUAUAUUAUCAAUUUUUUUAAAUUUGCUUUGGGAUAACAUAGCCGGAAACUAUGUUAAAAGGUUUUUUUUUAUAAAAACCUACCUAAUCAUUCGGGUAGACCCAUUCAGCUGGGUUAUACAGGGUGUUUUUUUUUUUCGAUGUAUAGAACUUUAAGUUGGCAUUACUGUUCAAGGUGGCGACCGAUUUAACAGCUGUCAAGUGAUUUAUUCUCAGUUUGGUUUGGCAAUUCAUCAUGAAUUCAUCAAGUAAGGAGUAGAUUCGUCGAAUGGGUCCAAAACGAGAUUGCCGUUGUUCCCGAUUUUCAUAAGCGAAUCUUGUUUGGCGAUGAAGCGCACUUCUGGUUGAAUGGCUACGUCAACAAACAAAACUGCCGCAUUUGGAGCGAAGCUAAUCCUCAAGUGUAUGUCGAAACACCGUUACAUCCAGAAAAACUGACUGUUUGGUACGCUUUAUGGGCUGGUGGAAUCAUUGGUCCGUACUUCUUCAAAAACGAUGAUGGCCAGAACGUUACAGUCAAUGGUGAUCGGUAUAGAGCUAUGAUUACUAACUCUUUCAUUCCUGAAUUGAAUAACCAGGAGAUGUGGUUUCAACAAGACGGCGCAACAUGUCACACAGCUCGUGCCACAAUCGAUUUAUUGAAAAACACGUUUGGUAACCGCCUAAUUUCACGUUUUGGACCUGUGAAUUGGCCUCAAAGAUCUUGUGAUUUAACACUGCUAGACUACUUUCUGUGGGGCUAUGUAAAGUCAUUGGUCUAUGCGGAUAAGCCACAAACGCUUGAUCAUUUGGAAGACAACAUUCUCGGUAUUAUUGCCGAUAUACGGCCAUAAAUGUUGGAAAAAGUUAUCUAAAAUUGGACGUCCAGAUUGGACUACAUCCGCGCCAGCCGUGGCGGUCAUAUGCCAGAAAUCAUAUUUAAAAUGUAAUGCCACAAGAUUGUCUUUCGGAUAAAUAAAAUUCAUGUCAAUCGAAUAAACCAUCGUUGUUUCAUUGCAACUUAGAGUUCUAUACAUCGAAAAAAAACACCCCUUAAUUAACAUCUUCAAAGAUAUGCUUGUUUAAAAUCGAAUAAACUUGCCUUGUUCUAAUUUUAAGUGAAUAUUGGAAAUACCAAAUGGGCAACACUUAAUACCUAAAUCGAGUAACCUUUGAAGUCCCAUCACAAAAAUAAAUAAGUCCAUCAAAACCAUCGGUUAUGGUUAACUAGCUAAAUUAAAGUUUUGGUGACGUUAAAUUUUGGAGAAAAAAAGGGAAAUAAUUAAGUUUAUAAAAAUUGCUCUAGAUAAGUAUAAUUAAGAAAAAUUGCAGAAGGAAGGAGUGAACCUAAAAAUGUAAUCGAAUAUAGGAUAUGAUAUUUGGUUGUUAUUUUUCAUAAUACUUUAAUUGUACAGAACAGACUCAAAAACUUAAAUACGUAAUCAAAUCAAAAAAAUAUGUAUGUUUUCUGUUUCUCGUAAACGUCUAACCUACCAUCCUACGUGGUAUGUUAUUACAUGCGCUUCUUGCAUAAAAUGUGAAUCGAACCGAUUUAGAGUGUUUUAGAAGUCUAUCGAUAAGUUUUAAAGGAAUAGUAGAUAAUCAGCAAAAUCCGUAAAAUUUGCGAUCAAUUCUCAAUAACAAUUCACGUGUCAAAAAUUCGAAAAAUUUUUUAAAAUUUUUAUAAUGAAAAACUAUUGCUAUUAAGUGAAGGGACUUCUGAAAGACUGAAAGAAUAUAUCGGGUGUUCCAAUGAAAAUAAAAGAAAAAGACUUAGGAGAUACUCUGUAAAAUACAAUUUUUAAUGCAAAUAACUUAAUAUUUUUGAAAAUUUUUCGAUAAAACAAACUCUCCAGCAGAUAUAAAAGAAUCCCCCAGUAAUGAGCUACCCUGUAUAUCUAGUAGCUAUAUGCUUAAUGCACAUAAAACAGUUAUCACACUGUAGAGCAAGAGUUUAUUAUGCAACAAGUGUAGUAAGCGGCAUUGAGUUACGAAUUUACUUGGCAUGAGUAGAGCAUGUGUUGCACACUAUACUUUUUCUACGACCGUUAGUUUUUGAGUACAUCAGGUAUUUUACAGAGGGGUGCAGAAAAUUUAUUUUGUGCAAUAUAUUCUACAUAAAGGCAUCUACCAACAACCCUCUAAAAUACGUGAGUGUUGAAAUCAUCCUAAAACUUUCAAACUUUUAAUGGUUCUCAAGAUGACGCAAAGAGGACAAUAAAUUUGGGAUGCACUGUACACUCCAGUAUGCAACACAUUAUUCAUAGAACGCAUAAUGCUGUAUUCCUAAAUAACAAUUGACAAUAGCAUAACCUUAUUUCUUUCACCUACGGCCAUAACUAGCAAAAAAUAAAUAACAUUAGGGCAAAGGAAAUAAAAUUUACGUUUGUGGUAAAAUCCAAUAAAUGCCGUAAUCAACGGAAAAGAAUAUGAAAAUAAAGUUACCAUUGCGGAAAACCGUGCCGGAAACCCCAACGUCCCCUAACCAUGAAGAAGAGAAUGAUCUUUGGGGGCAGGCUUUCGCGAUAGCUGAUCAAGAUGGUAAUCCCGGAAGGUGGACUCGGAAAAACAAGUGGUGUCGACCAUCAUGUAUUCCAAUAUCGAUAAUUUGUAUUCUCAUCUUCCUAGUAGUACUGUUGCCUUUGCUAGAUCAUGCUGCCGAAAAAGCAUUACAGGAGUUAAACGCAUCAAAUUCUCUUUGUAAUGCCUGUAGAUUAUCAUUGGUUGAAAGUAUUCCUGAGGGAUUAAUAUAUCCAAAUGACUCUGUCAUACACCCCUCCACUUUUGACACAUGGUCGGAAUUGAUUAGUUCUGCUCAAAAAUCAAUAGAAAUAGCUUCCCUCUACUGGACUCUGAGACAAUCAGAGGUUUAUCCAGAUCCUUCUUCCAUAAAGGGCGAAAAAAUUUUUCAAGCCUUAUUAAAAGCGGGUACAGACAGGGGCGUAACUAUAAGGAUUGCACAAAAUGCACCAUCCCAGAAUUAUCCGAAUAUAGACACAGAGUUUUUAGUUAAAAGGAAAGCCGCUCAAGUUAGGAGCCUGAAUUUUGCAAAGCUAUUGGGCGGUGGUGUUUUACAUACAAAAAUGUGGAUAAUCGAUAGGAAACAUGUAUACAUUGGUAGCGCGAAUAUGGAUUGGAGGUCCAUUACUCAGGUAAAAGAAAUGGGGAUUGUUAUAUAUAACUGUUCUUGUAUUGCUGAGGAUGCCGGGAAAAUUUUUGAUGUUUACUGGGUAUUAGGUGAAGACGGGGCAAAAAUACCCGCCCACUGGCCCAGUAGUUAUUCUACGAAAUACAACGUCAAUCAUCCACUAAAUUUAAUAUAUGAUAACGAAACAUUCCAAGCCUACCUCUCUAGUUCGCCGCCUCCCUUUAAUCCGACGGGCCGCACAAACGACAUUGAUGCCUUAUUAAAUGUUAUCCAGCACGCCGAGAAGUUUGUUUACAUCUCUGUCAUGGACUAUUUUCCAUUAAAGAUUUAUUCUCCGAAAUUGAUUUUUUGGCCUGUAAUCGACGACGCCUUGAAAACCGCCGCCAUCGAACAUAAAAUUAAGAUCAAGCUGUUGAUAAGCAAAUGGAAUUACUCCAGACCUUCUGAAGAUAACUUUCUAAAAAGUAUUGGCAGCGUUAGUAAGACAUAUCCGGGGGUAUCUAUCGAAGUGCGUCGAUUCAUCGUACCUUCAGAUUCGGAACAACAAAAAAUCCCGUAUGCAAGAGUAAACCAUAACAAGUACAUGGUAUCAGAUAACACGGCCUACAUUGGAACGUCGAAUUGGUCCGGAGACUAUUUCACGGACACUGCGGGCGUGUCUUUUCUGCUUCACGAUCCUGUAUUCGACAGGAACGCCAGCCACACAACGAUAAGAAGUGAACUGCAGGCAGUAUUCGAACGUGACUGGAAUUCAGAUUACGCUCAUCCAUUGGACUUAUGAUACAAAGACCUAGUAACAGUAUAUGUGUCGGGAUGUUCGGACGGUGUUAAACACUUUUUUCAUAUUAAAUAGUAAGGUUUUUCUUUAUUAUUCAGUUCUUGUUUUUAUUUAUUUAAUUUUUGGGGAGUCAUUUUUGGGUACUUGAGAAAUUUGUUUGCACACUGGACGUAAUAACUUCUUUUGCAAGAGCUGUAAGUUAAUUUAGUUAAAGAAACAAUACUGUUUAACCCUCAAGAGAGGCACUUUAGCGACUGCGUGAUUCAGAAGUGCAUGGGUAAGCCAUACCCGCGUGUCUUUGAUUAUAUCUUUCCAUUGAAUCAUCUGGUGAAGGACUUUUUUUUUUCAAUUUAAACGUCAGACAGUGUAGAAAAAGAAUAUACCCAUAGAAUGUUUUCUGAAAAAAAGUCUUUCUUAAUACUAUAGAAAAAGUCAACAAAAAUUACAAGAAAACAACAAAGUAUUUUAUUCAAAAUAUCACAUUUAGGCGGAAUUAACAGAUAAAAACUAUAUCUACAUCAACAUUAGUGUGAUUUAUCUUUCGUAAAUCCUAUGAUGGCUUUUAAUUCAUUCAUAUCUACUUAUUUCUUCUCAUGUAGUUUGCUAUCGUUCGAUGCUUCUCUUCAGGGUUGAGUUGACGGCAAUAAAUUUAAUUCCAAUCAAAUUUUCAAUAUAGACGUUAAGAUUAAAAUAGGCUCAUUCAGGGUGUUCCAUUUAAAAUGUUGAUUUUAAAUUAAAUUUGUAUUGCUUUUGGAGAUAUGUUGCACCUGAAUUGUAGGAAUAUUAGGCGAAAAAGAAAAUUUCUUAUACCAUUUGGAAUCUAUCGACCUAUCACUUCGAGCUACAAUAAAACAUAUCACAUAAUAUACCGGGUGUACUUUAAUAAAAUGUAGAAUUUUUGAGAAAAUGUUCUUUAAAUUAUUUAUUGAACAUGUUGAAUAUGGAUCAUCUUUACUGAGUUGCAGGCCGUUUCUUUCAAAUGAAUAAAAUAAUAUGAAAUAAAAUUUCAGGCAGCAAUAGGAAAUGAUUGUAUUUAUUACUAAUAAUUGAUUAUAGCUUGGACCAACUAAACUCUUAAGGCAUUGACGUUCGCUUCUGUUAAAUUUUGCAGCCACACAUGCGAACUAAAAGCCUGCGGAAUUAUAUUUGCCUCUGUCUCCACUUCCAGAUCUUCUUUUUUUACCCACGGUCUUUCUUUAAACACAAUCCAUUUUAAUUUUUGUAGUUUCUUCUAAUUUUAAGUGUUUUCUAAGGCCAUUUUUUGAAUUGUUUUGUUAUUAGAAUGUGCCGAUGAAAUGUAAAAAUUAAAGGUUAUAAAGUUUUUGAGAUUCUGAGAAUUCGCUGAUCAUUCAUAGUCUAGGAAAAAAUUAACCAUUUUCUACCCCACUUAGCAUUUUUGGAAUACAAUAAUUAUUUACUAUUUAUGUUAUUUUAACUAUUUAAGCAGACCUUUAGUGCUUCUGUUGCUUUCUUAGUCACGAAUUUCUUCAAGCAUGAGCGGAGCCCAGCGGAAGAGUGUUUAGCAAACGAACUUCUAAAGAAGUUUAUAAAUACAUCAAUUUUUAUUUAUAUUUAUACUAUAAUACUUUUUACGAAAUUUCUGGAUUUCUCCUGCGUCGGUUUUUGCUAAGUCGAACUUGCUAAUGUUUCGCCAAUCAUCCUGUGGGCUUCUUUAGACCUUGACUGAAACUAUACUAUACCAUACUUUUUCAACGACCGCCACCAAUAAAAUUAAAGCACUGACAAAUGUCAAAAUACCAUAAGCGCUUUUAAAUAUCUACCGAAAACAUCCUUCCUACUCAUCACUUAAGUACAGUGGAGGUUUGAAGGACAUGUUUUCAAAUUUAUAUAAAAAUUAAAAUAAUUUGAAACCAUUUUCAGCAACCUGAGAAAUAGCCUGUCUUCAUCAGAUUUAUAUUCAUCAUGAGUUCACCAAAUGGAAAAUGUGUUAUUGGGAUAUUAAUUUAAAAAGAAAAGGAAAAACUAUUACAGAUUUCUACAAGGCGGUUAAAGUGAAGCAUAUUUAGUUUCGUUAUUUUGUGGUGAUUGAAAACUCUUUUACUUAAAUAUUUAACUAAUGUUUAUAUAUUUUUGCUACUUUUUUGUACUGUACAUGUUUUGCAAACAAACGUUUAGGACAUUAGGACUAGGUGAACCCCCACGUGAAAUGCUUAACUAUUAAUGUCAGAUGUGACCGAAACGCGUAAGAAACCCAAUGGCAAUCUGCAAACAGUGCCUUCACAAUAACUCACUCGAACCACGAUGUUCUCCGUAACUUUUCUUAUUAUUAAUUAAUGCACAAAAUUAGAUUCUUUAUUGGGUAAACCUACAAUUUUUGCCGUGACUUGUAAAACUGUUUUCCGACAAUCAACGCAGUUGUUGAAUACUUCAUAUCCUCUUUUAUAAUAAUCUAAUUGUUAACUUGGUUGUGUUACAUAGUUCAUAAAGUGUUUGUCCCUAUUAGCGUUCAGUAUUGGUGUUGCUUGGAACGUUUUUUACUGUAACAUCUUUUUAUGUUGUGUGCCUUAAAUAAACUUUGUGAUCUUAA